AGUUGUCUAAUAGCUAAACAUUGGUUUGGUUGUCCUAAACAAUAACUUUUCUAAAACAGAAAUAAAUAAAAGAAAAUCCAAACAAACAAAUAAGUAUGACGGAUAUAGCAAAUAAUACAAAUAAUGUACCGGCGUGGGUAGAAGCAAAAUUAUUCGAAAAUGUUUUAAAAGAAAAUGUAGAAAAUUUUAAAGAAAUUAAAGAAUUUAAAGCUUAUGCCGGUCUGGCACCUGGUGAAAAUUAUUCAACUAUAAUGACAAGAAUUGAAAUUCUUAUCGAAUUGGAAGACAGUUCCACUGAUACCAAGUUCUUUAUGCUAAAAACGGAACAUGAAUCUAAACUUUACAAAGAGCUAGUCAAGGGUAUGGACUGUUUUGGUCAGGAACCCAAGGUCUAUGAACAACUUAUACCAGCUUUUGAAAAACUCUAUCAUAAUGUCGGACAACACAUAAAAUUUGGUGCUAAAUACUAUAAACUGCCCACCGCGAAAGGACAUCUGUUAUUGGAAGAUUUAUGCAGGCGUGGCUUUAAGAAUGCCAAUCGUUUGGAUUGUCUAGAUAUGAAACAUGCUAAAAUGACACUAAAGAAACUAGCCCAGUGGCAUGCGGCAUCAGCGGUUCAUAAAGAAAAUAUAGGAUCAUAUGGAGAAAUUUAUAGAACUGCUACGUAUCACGAUAUAGGACGUAAAGGAAUGAGUGUGUUCUUUGAGGGCAUGAUCAAAUAUCUGCUAAAAUGUUUACAUUUAUAUGACAAUCCUGAAUUGUAUAAAGAGAAAGUGGAAAAACUCUUAAACAUUAUAAUGGAUGAAAUUUUCAAAGCUGUUAAAAUAGAUGAAAAUGAUUUUAAUGUUCUCAAUCAUGCUGAUUUAUGGACUAAUAAUAUUAUGUUUCAAUACUCACCAGAUGGUGAAUUAAUGGACACUUAUUUUGUGGAUUAUGCUUUUCCUAAAUAUGGUUCUCCUGCCCAGGAUUUAAUAUAUUUUAUAAUAUCUUCAUUACAAGUUGAUAUUAAGAUCAAACAAUUUGAUCAUUUGAUACAGUAUUAUCAUGAAAAUCUUGUUGAAAAUCUUCAAUUAUUAAAGUAUACCAAGAAAGUGCCCUCACUAAAGGAUAUUCAUAUAAUGUUGCAUAAAUAUGGCAUUUGGGGUUUUGCUACCGCUGUAGGUGUAAUGGCUGUGGCUUUGGUUGACUCUUCCGAAAUGUCUACAUUUGAUAAUUUUUUGGGUGAAACUAAUGACGGUGACACCUUUAAAUUGUUGAUGUUCACCAAUAAACGUUAUCAUAAGCAUAUGAAUGCUGUUUUACCCUGGCUGCUAAAUAGAGGUUCAUUAGAUUUUUAAACUAUAUAUAAUAUAUACCCAGCAAAAACUAAUUAAUGAGUCAUUAGUUCUCUUGCCUAUGAAGCAUUAGAAGCAAUAUACUUACUACUUUUUCUAAUAACUUGUAAGAACUUACUUCCAACGACAUCACUUAUUAAUCAGACCCCUAAAAUACCCCUAAAAGAGCAAUAUUUAUAUUCUAAAUAUAUAAAAAUCAAUA
Lucilia cuprina (Australian sheep blowfly) is the source of this 1536-nucleotide messenger RNA. RefSeq lists its product as uncharacterized. The coding region runs from base 96 to 1337 and encodes 413 amino acids. NCBI's taxonomy places the organism in Eukaryota, Metazoa, Arthropoda, Insecta, Diptera, Calliphoridae. The transcript is spliced from 5 exons. The record is from RefSeq and is a predicted model, not a curated record.